Molecule: messenger RNA, 12491 nt
Organism: Drosophila ananassae
Lineage: Eukaryota; Metazoa; Arthropoda; Insecta; Diptera; Drosophilidae
Gene: Ca-alpha1T
Product: voltage-dependent T-type calcium channel subunit alpha-1G
Exons: 25
Coding region: 174-9899 (3241 amino acids)
Biological process (GO): membrane depolarization during action potential; calcium ion import; calcium ion transmembrane transport
Cellular component (GO): voltage-gated sodium channel complex; neuron projection; plasma membrane
Molecular function (GO): voltage-gated sodium channel activity; low voltage-gated calcium channel activity
Source: RefSeq, a predicted model, not a curated record
AAAUUGAAAUCUCAACAAAAAAGAGAGAAAUUAAAUAAAAGGAUAGAAGAUAUUCGAAGAAUUCGAUUUGAAAAUAAAACAAUAAUUGAACUUAUCACAUUUAUUGAAAACUGCAAAAUAGAAUCGGCUGAAAAAUGGAAUGACAGGAGUUGACUUGGUUGGUUCCUAGGAAGAUGCUGCCCCAGUCAGCAGGAGCAGGAUCAGGAUCAGGAGCAGCAACAACAGCUACAACAACCAUAGUACAAGCUGAAAACGAAGCAGCAACUGCGGCAAGGAUUCAAAAUCAGAACGGGAAUGGCCAGCGACGUCGCGUGGCAGCGGCAGCAGCAACAAGCGGCCAACAACAACAACAACAACAGCAACAGCAUCAGCAAGGACAACUUGCAACAGCAACAACAACUAGUUACAAAAAUAGCAACAACAGCAACCGAUUAGGACAAAUGCAUUCCAACGAAGAACCGCCCAUGACGGUGAUCGUCGAUGGCGGUGGCGGAGGUGGCAGUGGGAGUGGGAGUGGCCACUCGAGGAGAUUGCGAAAAACCAGUUCCUCCAAUGCCAAUCCGAAUUCCAAAAAUCCAAACAGUCAAUCAACAACCGGCCCAUCAGGAUCCGCCAGGACACACCGGCAGUCGUCGAACGCCUCGGGAUCGGCAGACCAUGCCAGGCGGCGUUACCAGAGCGGCGGCGGCGGCGGCAAGGAACGGCCGGAACAGGGGCAGGUGCCGCGCCGCAGGACAGCCGGCCGUCGGCACAGUGGUGCCUCAUCGCUAAGCGACGCCGUCACAGCUGCCAGGACACGCGGCGGUGGCGGAGGCGGAGCAAUCAGCUCAUCCACAGCCUCCAGCUGCAAUGGCAGCUGCAGCUCGGACGAUGGCGACUCCUCGUCGCACACCUCCUCGUCCUCCGGGUCGUCGAGCUCGUCCGGAGAACCGAAUCUGCCGUAUCCGGGCUUCCCGGAGAUCUCCAUGUGGGCCCUGACGCAGUACACCCGACCGCGCAACUGGUGCCUGAUGCUCAUCACCAAUCCAUGGUUCGAGCGUGUCUCCAUCCUGGUCAUCCUGCUGAACUGCAUCACCCUGGGCAUGUACCAGCCCUGUGUGGACGAUGCCUGUGUCAAGAAUCGUUGCAAGAUCCUGCAGAUCUUCGACGACAUAAUCUUUGCAUUUUUCGCCCUUGAAAUGACCAUCAAAAUGGUGGCCAUGGGCAUGUGGGGGAAGAACACGUAUCUGGCCGACUCGUGGAACCGUCUCGAUUUCUUCAUCGUCCUGGCCGGCCUGCUGGAGUACGUGAUGCACGUGGAGAACCUCAACCUGACCGCCAUCCGGACGAUUCGUGUCCUGCGACCACUGCGGGCCAUCAAUCGCAUACCGAGCAUGCGUAUCCUGGUGAUGCUCCUGCUGGACACCCUGCCCAUGCUGGGCAAUGUCCUGCUGCUCUGCUUCUUCGUGUUCUUCAUCUUCGGGAUCAUCGGCGUACAGCUGUGGGAGGGAAUACUGCGACAGCGAUGCACCCUGGAGCGUACCGUCGGCAUGGUCUAUCCCAUCACGGGACUACCUGAAGUGUACAGAGUUCGAGUCCGUGUUAACUCCCUGUCGCAGUACUACGAGUUCUCAAAGGAUCAGGACUACAUCUGCUCGACGCCCAACGACUCGGGGAUGCAUCUGUGCGGCAACUUCCCACCCUAUCGCAUCGGCUCUAUGGUCUGCAACGAGGAGGCCAAGCUGUUCGACUUCAAUGAGCCAACGAACACGUCUUGCGUCAACUGGAAUCAGUACUACACCACCUGCAAGCCGAGCGGCGAGAAUCCCUUCCAGGGCACCAUAUCCUUCGAUAAUAUCGGUAUGGCCUGGGUGGCCAUAUUUUUGGUCAUCUCACUGGAGGGCUGGACGGACAUAAUGUAUUACGUGCAGGAUGCGCACAGCUUUUGGGAUUGGAUAUACUUUGUGCUGCUGAUUGUGAUCGGUUCGUUCUUCAUGAUCAACCUGUGCCUGGUCGUCAUCGCCACCCAGUUCUCGGAGACGAAGAAACGGGAAAUGGAACGAAUGCGACAGGAGCGGGCCCGAUACACCUCCACCUCGACCCUGGCCAGCAGCACAAACAACUCGGAGCCUGCCACUUGCUACGCGGAGAUCGUCAAAUACAUCGCUCACCUGUGGCGCCGCUUCAAGAGACGAAUGUUAAAGAAGUACAGAUUAUAUAAGUAUCAGAGGCAGCAACGCAAAGAGGGCCUCCUACCGAAUGCCGACAAUCUGACGUUCUCGCCGUCGCGGAUCAAGUGCCACCAUCCGAAGUGCCCCAAGUACAGUAAUCGGAAGCCGUCCAGUAUUCAGGAUCAGAUGAUUACCGUUAUGGUGCCCCUAAAUUCCGCCAGCAACAAUAAUAAUAACAACAAUAACAACAAUAGUAGCAAUCACAAUGGCAACCAUCAUAGUGGCAACAACACCAACACCAAUACCAAUACCACCACCAGCAACAACAACAACAAUAAUAGCAACAACCACAAUAAUGCGGCCAGUUGCACCACAGUGGCAUUGGUUAACGGUAUUAAUGGUAGUGCAGCCAGUGUGACCAUGUCCUCGGCCCAUCACCAACAGCAUCAACAACAACUACAACAGCAGCAGCAGCAGCAGGUUCAGGUGCAACAACAGCAACAAUCAUCAUCCGAUAAUACAGAACAAUCGAUAACUGGCAACGAUGGUGGGGCAAUUGGGACAUCCGGUGGCAUGCCACGCAGCUCAUCGCUGAAAAAGUCCUCCGCCCACCACCAGCUGAAGCCCGAGGGGAGUGGCGGGGAGCAGAAGACGAUACUUCUCAAGUUCCCCCAGCAGAUGAUCGACUCGGAGCAGUUAAUUCUGCAGUUGGGAAACUUAGGCAAGAGCCAUCCCUGCACCUCGGGCUUCCUCAGCCCGCCCACCUCCGCCAGCCGGCGUCCUUCGGUGAUGUUCAACGAGUAUGUCCUGCUGCACACGCCCCCCGCCCUCAGCAACGAUCCGGCGGCGGGCAGCGCCUCCUCGGCCGCCACCACAGUGGCCACAGUGGCAGGAACAGCGGCGGCCGCGGCCGCAGCGGCAGCGGCAGCAGCAGCAGCUGCCGCCACCUCUUCCUCCUCCGCAGCCGCAGCCGCCUCCGCCGGCGCUGGCGGUGGCAACACCAACACUAGCAGCACCAGCAGCCACCAGAACGGAGCCGGCGGUGGCAGCGGCACCAUCGAGAAGAGCACCAUCUUCUCCACCGAAAAGAUGACGCAGGCGGGCGAUGGCAGCAUUUGGCAGGUCAACCUGCCACAGACCAUCGGCACCAUCGCCAAUCCCUAUGCCGACUGCUCCGAACUGGGCAUCCACGAUGCGAUGACCUGCCAGGAGCUACUGGCCUUCUCCGUCGCCUUCUCGGCCGCCCUGCCCACCGGCCAGAGCACCCUCGAAUCGUUCUACUCCUCGCUGGCCCGCUGCGAUCCCCACACCGCCGAGGCCCUGAGGGCGCAUCAUGGCCACAAGCCACGCCCCCCCACAUCGGGAUCGCCCCAAGCGGGCGAGGCAAGCGGAGCGGAGGCCGGCGAGGCGGGGGAACUGGAACCCACCACCGUGUCGGCUGUGGUUGGAAAUGGCAGUGGUACUGCCACUUGCACCGAAGUGGUGCCAUCGUCGAACCACAGACGCAAGGAGCACCAUCAGCACCACCAGACCACGUCGCACCACCACCACCACCACCACAACAACAACAACACGACAAGCCACAGCCGCAACAAUCGCAGCUCGAGGCCAUCGACAGCCACCGGCCGCAUCCACCGGGACUCGUCCCAUGCCCCCACCGGCAACUACAUGGAGGACUAUGCCUGCUGCUACGAUCUCUACCAGAACGCCCUCUCCCCGCUGGACGAGCGCCAGCGCCAGCGGUCGCCCACCACCCGCUGCCUGAUCGCCGUCUACCGCUGCUUCUCGCGGGUCUGCAGCUGGAUCCGGCGCUACAUCCGCCGCCUGGUGGAGCACAAGUACUUCCAGCAGGGCAUCCUCCUGGCCAUCCUGAUCAACACGCUCUCCAUGGGCAUCGAGUACCACAACCAGCCACCGGAGCUCACGGCCAUCGUGGAGACCAGCAAUGUGGUCUUCUCCGGCAUCUUCGCCGUGGAAAUGCUGCUCAAGGUGGUGGCCGAAGGACCUUUCCGGUACAUCGCCAAUGGAUUCAAUGUCUUUGACGGCAUUAUCGUUAUACUCAGUGCCAUCGAGAUCUGCCAACAGUUCGUGGGCAACGGCACGGGAGGCGGGGGCUCCGGACUGUCCGUCCUUCGGACUUUCCGUCUGCUCCGCAUCCUGAAACUGGUCCGUUUCAUGCCCAACCUGCGCCGCCAGCUCUUCGUCAUGCUCCGCACCAUGGACAACGUGGCGGUCUUCUUCUCCCUGCUCGUCCUUUUCAUUUUCAUCUUCAGCAUACUCGGCAUGUAUCUGUUUGGCGGUAAGUUUUGUAAAUUUUUGGACGAAUCCGGACUCGAACGCGAGUGCACGUGUCCCGAAAUAAUCAGCCGGCAUCCGCAAUGCGAGUGCGAUCGCAAACACUUCAACAACAUUUUGUGGGCCACAGUCACAGUAUUCCAAAUUCUAACACAAGAGGAUUGGAACGUCGUACUCUUCAAUGGAAUGGAAAAAACAAGUCAUUGGGCCGCAUUGUACUUUGUGGCCCUAAUGACGUUCGGCAAUUAUGUGCUAUUUAAUUUAUUGGUGGCCAUUUUGGUUGAGGGAUUCAGUUCAGAGCGAAAUGAACGUCGCGAGCGCGAACAGCGCGAGUUGGUCAAGAAGCUCCGGGAGGAGACCCUGGCCGAGAACUACAGCGAUGGUAUGUACGACGAGUCCCGCAGCGAGGCGGACUCCUCGACGACCAAUGACAGUUACUAUGAGGUCCGGAACCGCUGGCGAUCGGCGGAGGAUGUGCGCAAGCUGCAGGACUCCGCCGAGCUGAUCAUCGAGGCCAAGAACAAUGCCCACCGCCAGCGAUUAUUGCAGCCGACCCACGACUAUCAGAUCAACGAGCUGCCCACCUCCUCGAAUGCACCGUUAUCCUCCGGCGAGAGGGACAGAGAGGCGGGCGGCAAGCUGGGACUAGGACCGCUGGAGGAAGCGGCCACCUCGUCAGCGGCAGCCAUGGCGGCGUCCCAGCAACUAGGCAGGUCAUCGCGCGGCGGCCUCAAAAAGACAUACUCGAUCAAGGAGCGACGCAGCGAGGCGCCACGCCUCUCCAAAAUCCGUCUCGUCCGGGAUCCGCCCAUCAUCACAACGACGGCGGCCACGCCCCAGGACUCGCCCAGCACCACCCUGGAGCCGGGCAUGAGCUUCCGCCAGUGGGGCGACAUGGAGCCCCCCAGCUCGCCCUCCCCCUCGCUGCUGCGACCGCCGAACAUCUUCAGCGGAGGCCAGCGCAGCCUGGACGAGGGCAUACCCUCCAUCGAUCUCAUCCCGCCGUCGCCGGUUCUGGCCCACAAGCCCCUGAACAUCCUGAAUGCCAGCCAGUUGGGCGUGGGCGUGCCGGGCGGAGGUCCUGGCAGCUCCACGGGCAGCAUGCACAGCCUGAUCAUCGACGACAUCUCGAAGAGUUCCAGUUCCACGGCGGCGGCGGCAGCCACGCCCAUUUACGUGCCCACCAUAUCCUCCGCCCAGGCGGAGGCGCAGAGCUUGAACGACGUCAGUCUGGGUGGCAACACUGGCAACGCCUCCACUAGCGGCAGCUCGUCCAGCGAGCGCCUGCCUCUGGCCCCGCCACCCCAGGGCGGGUUCAAGCAGCGCUUCCGGCGGAGCAGCUCCAAGAAACGGCGACCCGGGUCCGGAAACGCCGAGGAAGGACACUUGGGCAUGGCAGGAGCUGCUGGGCAGGAUGAGGACGAGGAGCAGCGUCAGCUCAACAACAACGGCGACAACAGUUUCCUGCUAAGAGGUGGCGGAGCAGCCGGCGGCAGUCCAGGAGGCGGAUCAGGCGGCGGGGCAGCCGCCAGGGACUCGCCGAGCACCUCCAAGGAAACGAAUCGUCUUAGCCCCCAGAACUCCAUCCGACGUCUCUCGAAUACCCUGAGCAUCGGCAGUGGACCUGUGGGGGGCGGAAUGGGAGCCGGCAGCCGGAGAGCUUCGGCCUGCAUCUUCAACUCCCAGGUGUACCAGAACCUCAAUCUCAACCAGCCGCCGACCCGGCUGCGUCCCGGUUCCGGCCAGCGCAGGAUGAGCUCCAUCGAGCUGGCCUUCAGCAAGACCUCCCACCUGAAUCUGCACAACCUGGAGGCCAACCGGAAGUCCCUGUCGUACACCAACUCCAAGAUGGACCUGGACAAGUGGCACAAGUCGUACGGCAAUCUCAACGAGCCGGACACCAUGCUGCAGCAGUACAUGGAGGCGCGGGACAAGCGCAAGAACUCCAUCAGCCACUACAAUCUGAAGAAGCGGCUGGAGGAGAAGGAGCUCCAGCAGCUGCAGCAGCUCCAUCAGCAACAGCUGCUCCAGCAGCGCCAGGACUCGUUCUCCUCGGCCACCCAGCAGCCGUAUCCGACACCGGGUCACUCGGCCGGCGGCUCACAUCCCAGGCUCUCCAAGGACUACCAGCAACAGCAGCACCAGCACUUGCAGCUGGCGGCGAUGCAGUCACAUUCCACGGUGCCCGGCGGGGAGCGCUACUCCAAGCUCAAGAUGAUCAUCGAGCAGCUCACCCCCAAGCACUUUACCAUCGAGCGCGAGGACUACUCGCUUUAUAUAUUUCCGGAGGAGAAUAGAUUCCGGCAAAUCUGCACGUGGUUCGUGAACCAAAAGUGGUUCGACAACGUGGUCCUGCUCUUCAUCGCGCUCAACUGCAUCACCCUGGCGAUGGAAAGACCAAACAUCCCUCCAAGCAGCACCGAAAGAUUGUUCCUGUCAACAGCCAAUUACGUGUUCACCGUCGUCUUCACCGUCGAAAUGUUCAUCAAGGUUGUGGCAACGGGCAUGUUCUACGGCCCGGAUGCCUACUUCACCUCCGGCUGGAACAUCAUGGACGGAUCUUUGGUUACCAUUUCCAUAAUUGAUUUGUUAAUGUCCCUGAUUAGCGAAUCGAGUCCGAGGAUAUUUGGGAUUUUAAGGGUGUUUCGACUACUCCGAUCCUUGCGGCCGCUGCGGGUGAUCAACCGAGCCCCGGGUCUGAAACUAGUCGUGCAAACACUCUUAUCGUCCCUGCGUCCCAUCGGCAACAUCGUGCUGAUCUGCUGCACCUUCUUCAUCAUCUUCGGUAUCCUGGGCGUGCAGCUGUUCAAGGGCACCUUCUACUACUGCGAGGGCGAGAACAUCAAGGGCGUACGGAAUGCGGACGAGUGCCGCCGGAUACCGGGCAAUGUCUGGACGAACCGGAAGUACAACUUCGAUGAUCUCGGCAAGGCGCUGAUGUCCCUGUUCGUCCUGAGCUCCCGCGACGGUUGGGUGAACAUCAUGUACACCGGUCUGGAUGCCGUCGGCGUCGACCAGCAGCCGAUCGUGAACUACAACGAGUGGCGGCUGCUGUACUUCAUCGCCUUCAUCCUUCUGGUGGGCUUCUUCGUGCUGAACAUGUUCGUGGGCGUGGUGGUGGAGAACUUCCACCGGUGUCGCGAGGAGCAGGAGAAGGAGGAGAAGAUCCGGCGGGCCGCCAAGCGCGCCCUCCAAAUGGAGAAGAAGCGGAGGAGGAUGCACGAACCGCCCUACUACACGAACUACUCGCCCACCCGGAUGUUCGUCCACAACGUGGUCACCUCGAAGUACUUCGACCUGGCCAUCGCCGCCGUCAUCGGCCUGAACGUGGUCACCAUGGCGAUGGAGUACUACAAGAUGCCCUAUCCCCUCAAGUACGCCCUCAAGAUCUUCAACUACUUCUUCACGGCCGUCUUCAUCCUGGAGGCGAACAUGAAACUGGUCGCUCUCGGCUGGCGUUUGUAUCUCAAGGAUCGCUGGAACCAGCUGGACGUCGGCAUCGUCCUGCUCUCCAUAGUGGGCAUUGUCCUGGAGGAACUGGAAACGGAGAAGUUCAUCCCGAUUAAUCCGACAAUUAUACGCGUCAUGAGAGUCCUGCGGAUAGCGAGAGUCCUGAAGCUCCUGAAAAUGGCGAAGGGAAUCAGGGCACUCCUGGACACUGUGAUGCAGGCCCUGCCCCAAGUGGGCAACCUGGGACUGCUGUUCUUCCUGCUGUUCUUCAUAUUCGCGGCACUGGGCGUGGAGCUGUUCGGGCGGCUCGAGUGCUCCGACGAGAUACCCUGCCAGGGACUGGGCGAGCACGCGCACUUCGCCAACUUUGGCAUGGCUUUCCUCACAUUGUUUCGCGUAGCGACUGGCGACAAUUGGAACGGCAUCAUGAAGGACACGCUGAGGGAUAAUUGCGAUGACGCGGCCGAUUGUGUACGCAAUUGCUGCGUCAGCUCGGUUAUUGCUCCCAUAUUCUUUGUGAUAUUCGUGCUAAUGGCGCAAUUCGUUUUGGUGAACGUCGUCGUGGCUGUUUUGAUGAAACACCUCGAGGAGAGCCACAAGCAAAUGGAAGACGAGCUCGACAUGGAGGUGGAGCUGGAGCGUGAGCUGGUGCGCGAACAGGAGUUUGCCCAGGAGCAGAAGCUGUGCCAGCAGCUGGCGGAGGCGCAAUCUAAGGCGGCACCGCCCCCGCGCCCCCUCGCCAAGGUCAAAUCCCUGCCCAAGAACUUCAUCUACAGCACCCCCUCGUUGGACAAGAAAUUCCCCGCACCGAUCGGUAGUAAUCCCGGACAGGGUAGCCUCACCAGUUCAGCGGCCACUAAUCUUAACCAGAUAGCUGGCAGUGGAAGUGUAGGAGGAGGAGGAGGAGGAGUUGGGGGUGCGGGUGCCCGCCGCCAAACCGUUCAGUACUUCAAUCAGCCACCGAAUCCAAGCUCCCUGGCCCUCGGCCUCAGUCUGGCCGAGAUGGGGGGCACGCUGACGCCUCAGGCGCUCGGCGCCCGGCUGGGCGAGCCCUUCGGCGGCCCAGCGACGGCAGUCGGAGGCAUACUAACUGGCGAGCCCUCAACGGCCGCCGGCCUCCCGCUACCGCCGCUGGACGGACGCCGCCGCGGGCGACGCGCCUCCGCGGCCGCCGGCUUCCGCAAGCGCGGCGUGCUCUCCAAGGAGCGCUCGCUGGACGAGCAGGCCAUCCGACGACGCAACCUGGAGGCCAAGCGCACCAGCUGCGACUCGCUGCCCUGGGGCGGCGAUGCCCUCGACUACCAUCGCCGGGGCACCAUCUUCGAGAGCCUCGAGUCCGGGGCGGAGGGCGUUGGAGGCGGAGGCUCAGCCACCAAAUUGGAGGACACUGCCUCCUACGAUAUACGCAGUGUCCGAAGCGCCGAUGUCGGCCACAUGGAGUCCUUGGACGCGGAAAGCCUCUCCGUGGUGAGUGCUCUGGUGCCAGUGCCCCUGCCGCCGCCUCCGCCCCUGUCCCCGCCCACAAUAACGCCCUUGCCCACGCCCACACCCACCCAGCGCCGACCCUUCGGCUGGUCCCAGUCGGUGGACCAGGGAUGCAUGCGGAGCAGCCUGCUCCUCUCAGUGCCGCGCUCCAUGCCGCCGAGGAGUCGGAGCGGCAGCACCAAGCAACUCUUCAAGCAGCAGGCCCUGGACGAGGACGCCGACAUGGACGAGAACUCGCUCCUCUUGCCAACCACCAGCCAGGGAUCUGGCUCUGUUGGAUCCGGACCGUCAGCGGGUCCUGUUCCACCACCUGCCAAGCUGGACAUCCCGGAGGGCGUACCCGUCUCCGGGGAUAUUCCGGGCCUGAGCAAAUCCGACUCCUCGGACAUCCUUCGCAUCAUCAGCGAGCGCCGGCGAAUGGACCAGCGGGAGCAGCAGGAUCUGGAGAAUGCGGAGGACAGGGACUGUGACUACAAGGAGCUGUUGUUGGUCAAGUCGCCGCAGUCCUCCAUGGACUAGAAGGGGUAUCAUACUAGCCGGGUUUGAAGUUCAAAGAUGAAAAAUAUGAAUCUCUUUAGUUAGGACGACUGUAAGCUAUCCUUUUUUUUUGAGGUCCUUCGAUCAAGCCCGGCUUAAAAAUAAUGAAAUUAUAAUAAAAAAAAAUACCUUAGGGAAUUUUUUUUAAACUACAAACUAAUAACUAAAAAACUAUAAAUCAGUAUUGCAGAAAAGAAUUAAGAAAAGGAGCUAAGAACUAAAAUUAAAAAAGAAAAACUCUAAAAUCUAGUAAGCAAAAUUGUCAACUGUUUUUAGUGCAAUCCUACGGUUUUCAUAACUUUAAAAAAUAUUAAAGUUAAAACUUUACACAAAAAAAAAAACAAAAUAUAACAAACUAAAAAUGAGAAAAAAGUAAGAGAAUCCGAAAAUACAAAAAAUUAGCUAAGUUUCAAAGUUGAUUAGAAAAUGUUUUCCGUUUCAAGUUGUAGAGCAGACCUGAUUAUAGAUAUGUGUGUGAAAAAAAAAAAACCAAAAUCCAAUAAAACACAAGAGUUAUAUAAAAAUGUAUACACAUACAUACAUACCGUUAUAUAUUAGGGAUACUGCAUACAUACAAGAAAUAAGAAAUAAAAGCAUGCAUGAUGGAGAUUUGUGAAGAAAAAGUAAAAUCAUCAACUCUGUGAUUAGCUCUUAAUGUUUAAAUGUUUAUAUGGAGAAGGAAAACGGUCACACUAACUAACAAGCAACACAAAUACACACUUGGUCACACUGUCGCAAACACAAAUACACAUUUGGUCACACCACGUACCACACUCUACCACAAAUAAAUGCUGUCUGUAUAUAGAAACGCCUGUAUGUAUGCAAUAUAUUUGAGUGUAUUUUACAUAGCCUAGCCAAUGACACAGAAACAGCAUACUUAUAUACUAAAGAUAUAUAAUAAUAUAUGUAUUAUUGCCGCAUCGAUAAGCAAUACUGUAUAGUCUCUAAGAUCAGGAAGCCCGAAUCAGUAAAAAAAGCAAAGUACUUGCGCUCGAAAGUGUCACGGAAAAGGGGAAUAAUAAUGAACUUUGUGCAAACGAAUUUACUUAGGUACUUAACUACACUUGGACAAAAUAUUAAUAGACAAUCUAUGCCCUAUACCCCCUAUACAUCACCAGUUUCCUCUACAAAAGGCUUCCAGAAUAGAGAAAAUGAUAGCCCCUCCCCCCCUUAAAAAAAAAAUAGUGCCAACGCAUUAAGGGUAUUCAUAAAAUGUAUGUGUAUGUGUGUUUUUUUUUUUUUUGAUAAAUAUAAAUGGAUAAAAAAUAUAAAAAAACUCUUAAAACUAAUCACUAAACACUACAAGAAGAAGCAGAACUUUAAGAAGUAGCAUUUAUAAAAAGUGGAAAGUGAGGAAAGUUUAGUAGAAAUUUAAUGGUUAAUGUUUAAUGACUAAAUAGUAAAUAUAUAUAUAUAUAGAGUGUAUAUAUGGAACUAUCAACGAAUUACAAUAGAGUAUCAGGAUAUUUCUAGGCACUUGAACAGGCUAGAAGGGCACUACUAAAGUAGUAGAAAGCGCAGUAGAAUGCGGAGUAGAAGGCGGAGUAGAACUUACACUUACUCAACACUGUCAAUUUUUCAAACAUGAUCUAAGCUAAACAACAAUUUUUACACUCUUUGUACACACACUGUAAAAAACAAAAAAAACUAACUAAGAAGAGCUCUCCAGUUUAGAUAAACUUUAAAACUUAGAAAAGGGAAAUUUGUGAGGACAAAAAAAUUAGUAAGCAAGGAAAAAAUUUAAUUAUACGAUAAUUUCAUCUGUGCCUUUCUCUACGAAUAAAAAAUAAAAAUUAUACAAAUUUACGAGAUUCGUCACUGUCUCCAUUCUGUCUCUUUCGCUUAGUCUCAGUCUCAGUCUGUCUCUCUCUGUCCCAUGCACACAAACACUCAGACUAUCUCUCUCACACACACUCCCAGAGUUAACGGUAAAGCAAUCCAAGAUGGAGUCACGGAAAAAUGCAACUCUGAAAAUUAAAAAAGAAAAACUAUUUACGAGGCAGGAAGAAAAUAAUUACUUAGAAAAUAAUUAAUAAAGAGAUAAAAUAUAAAAGAUAAAAAAUAAAAAUAAAAAAAUAUAGUUAAAAGCAUGAUGUUUCUAGGUUAAAGCGCUAGUAGUUUUGAGCAUUUUUUUUUUGAGUGUGUAAUUUUUGAAAGUAGCUGCUUGGAGUAAAAAAACCAAAAGAAUUAAAAUAAUAUUUCUGUAUGCCUUUCAGUUGAUUGUUUUUAGUUUCUUAAUUUGAAAUGCAAAGAGUAAAGUACACUAAAAAGAAUGUUUCUUCUUGUUGAUUAAUAAUUAGGUACACUGCUACAAAAACAUAUAUGUUAAUUCAAGAAACGAAAACGAAAUCAAAAAAUGGAAUAGCAAGCCCACAGAAAACCUAAAAAAAAACACACACAGAUAAUUAGUAAAAAGUGAGUUGAAUUUAAAAUUAAUAGCCGUAAUGGCCGAAUCGAAACGCGAAAGUAAACUAAAUUGCUUUUAGCUCCAUGCCGUAAAUUCUUUGAAAGCAGAAACUAAAAAUAAUACCAUUAGAAGUGAAAUUGAAAUUAAGAAAUAAAUAAAAAUAAAAA